AUGGCCAUCACUCAGGUUCCCCGCGGCCCUGUUACCGCCAAGCUGAACUUCUUUGAGCCACCAGCGGAUGGUUCAAUACCUUACAACAACCUCGGUCUGCCAAGGGGCAGCCCCGGUAGUAACAACUAUGGCGUUGCCGCACAUCAUGUCGACAUCGAGGACAUCCGCGGCCGCGAGGCUGAGUUCAAUCUAGAUCGGGACGCUUUCGCAGUUGUUCAGGGUCUACCUCCGUCCCGCGAGGUAGACUUCGUGGACGACGAGUCAAUCAAGGAGAAGUACUACCCUGAGGUCGAGAAGCUCCUCCUGGAGCAGAUCCCCGGCAGCAACCGAGUGGUGAUCUUCGACCACACAGUCCGUCGGUCGUCGCCCACUGCCGAGCGUGCCCCUGUGUUGCAGGUGCACAUCGACCAAACGGCAAAGUCAGCGGCCCUGCGCGUACACCGCCAUCAGCCUGAGAUAGCCGACGAGCUUCUCAAGGGACGUUACCGCAUUGUCAAUGUCUGGCGUCCGCUCAACAAGCACCCGGUUGAGGCUUCCCCGCUGGCUAUGGCGUCCUCCUCCACACUCGAGGAUCGGGACGUCGUUCCUGUCGAGCAUCGCUACCCGAAUGGGUACACGGGCGAGACAGCCGGAAUAAAAUACAACAAAGGUCAACGCUGGUACUAUCUCAGUGGCAUGAAGGGAGACGAGCGAUUCUUGAUUGAGUGCUUCGAUAGUGAAAGCCUGAAACCGGAAUCGCGCGUACAAGGGGGUCGGGUGGCUCAUACUGCCUUUGAGGAUCCGAGGACCAGACCUGAGGCCGAGGGUCGGGAGAGUAUUGAAGUGCGGGCUUUGGUGUUUGGGCCGUGA
Messenger RNA from Pyricularia pennisetigena, 849 nucleotides. RefSeq lists its product as uncharacterized. Gene Ontology annotation, molecular function: oxidoreductase activity. The record is from RefSeq and is a predicted model, not a curated record. The transcript has a single exon. Bases 1 to 849 code for a protein of 282 amino acids. Lineage: Eukaryota; Fungi; Ascomycota; Sordariomycetes; Magnaporthales; Pyriculariaceae.